Theobroma cacao (cacao) is the source of this 4178-nucleotide messenger RNA. Lineage: Eukaryota; Viridiplantae; Streptophyta; Magnoliopsida; Malvales; Malvaceae. The record is from RefSeq and is a predicted model, not a curated record.
AACAACCCAUCCUAUCUAAUACCUAUACAACAAGCAAAUGUUAUCUCUUUCUUGAUCAUUAUUCUGAUUUUACAAUCCACUCUCUCUUCACAGAGAGUACAAGUACAACGAAAAGCUGUUAGCAAGGUGCCUCAUCAGCCAAUCCAGAUUCUCUUGUAUUCUUUUUUGAUGUCUGUUUCAAUGGUCAACCACCAGGAGUCCUCCUCAUCGAUUUCUCGAUACAUUUAUGAUGUAUUCUUGAGUUUUAGAGGUGUAGAUACGCGAAAAAACUUUACCGAUCACCUUUAUAUAGCUUUGAUGCAAGCAGGGAUUCACACUUAUAGGGAUGACAAUGAAAUUGAGAGAGGAGAGAAGAUAAGAGACGAAAUUGAAAGAGCAAUAUAUGAGUCAAAAGCAUCUAUCAUUGUCUUCUCAAAGAAUUAUGCUUCAUCAACAUGGUGCCUUAAUGAACUUGUAAAGAUAAUGGAACAUAGGAAAUUCUCCAAACACAUUGUUUUGCCAAUUUUCUAUGACGUGAAUCCAUCUCAAGUCAAGAAGCAGACAGGGAGUUUUGCAGAAGCGUUUGCUAGACACGAAGAGAGCUUCAAGUCUGAGAUGGACAUGGUACAAAGAUGGAGGGCUGCUUUACGAGAAGUUGCGGAUUUGGGAGGCAUGCUUCUAGAAGAUAGGUAUGAGUCGCAUUUCAUUCAAGAUAUUAUUAAACGGGUUCAAAAUAAACUCCAUUGCACCAUUUUAUAUGUCCCUCCGUAUUUAGUUGGAAUAGAUUUUGUUGUGGCAUCCAUUAAUUGGUGGUUGGGAGAUGGAUCAAAUAAGGUUGGCAUAGCAACAAUUUGCGGAAUUGGAGGGAUUGGGAAGACAACCAUUGCCAAAGUUGUUUACAAUCUUAACAUCCAAAGAUUUGAAAGUUCCAGUUUCCUUGCUAAUGUUAGAGAGAUUACUCAAGAACACAAUGGCUUGAUUCGUUUGCAAAGACAACUUCUUUCAGAUAUCUUGAAGGGGAAAGCAAACAAAAUAUACAAUUCAAAUGAUGGAAUCACGAAGAUCAAAGAAGUUAUAAGCCGUAGACGUGUGCUUUUUGUCUUAGACGAUGUGGAUGAUUCAGAAAAAAUAACUAAAAUAAUUGGAGUGCAAAUUCCUUUCCAUCCAGAAAGUAAAAUUAUCAUAACUAGCAGGCAACAAUGUUUACUGAGUGAUCCUUUUAUUAGGCAGAUGUUUGAUCUUGAAGCAUCAUCAAGUUAUCAAGACUUAUGCAAGGUAUUUGAGGUAAAAGAAUUAACUUUCAAUGAAUCCCUUCAACUUUUUAAGUGGUAUGGCUUCAGACAGAAUGAUCCAAUUGACAGUUAUAUGGAAUAUGCAAGGAGUAUAGUGAAACAUUGUGGUGGUCGUCCUUUAGCUCUUCAAGUUUUGGGUUCAUCUUUGGCUGGUAAAAGUAUAAAUGUAUGGAAAAGUGCAUUAGAGAAAUUGAAAACAAUCCCUGAUAGCAAAAUUCAAAAGAUUCUAAAAAUAAGCUAUGAUUACCUGCAAGAUGAUCAUGAUAAAAGUCUAUUCCUUGACAUAGCUUGUGUAUUCGUUGGGAAGGAUAAGGACUACACAACUACAAUUCUAGAUGGUUGUGAUUACUAUACAGUAAUUGGUAUUGAAAAUCUCAUAAAUAGGUCUCUUUUAGUUGUUAAUGAGAAAAACAUGCUAAUGAUGCAUCAAAUGAUUAGAGACAUAGGAAGGAACAUUAUUCGUCAAGAAUCUCCGAACCUUGGGAAACGAAGCAGGUUGUGGCAUAAAGAUGCAUUUGAUGCAUUGAGAGAGAAAAUUGGUACAAAGACAAUCAAGUGUCUUACCAUGGACCUACAAAGAUUAUUGGAAGAAAAGUAUGAAAAGACAACAGCAAAUCAUUCAAAAAAUCCAUUUCUCAUGUCAAAUGAGGUAGAUAUAGAAAUUGAUGCAUUUGUAAAGAUGCAGAGACUUAAACUACUUCAGUUGGAUUAUGUAAAACUUAAAGGAAACUACAAAGACUUUCCGAGAAGCUUAAUAUGGUUGUGUUGGCAUGGAUUUCCUCAAGAAUAUCUUCCUACAAAUUUAGAUAUUUCCAAGCUAGUUGUUCUUGAGAUGUGCAACAGUAGCCUCAAAUGUAUUUGGCAUGAUACAAAGUACUUUCUUCCAAAUUUGAAGAUCCUUAAUCUCAAUCACUCCGAUGGCCUUCUUAAAAUCCUUAACUUAUCAGGUCUUCAUAGUCUUGAAAGGUUGAUGCUGAAGCAUUGCACAAAGUUGAUUGAGGUUGAUCAAUCCAUCGGUAAGAUAAAGACUCUUACUAUUUUAAACCUUAAAGGUUGCAAAAGUCUUAAGAAACUUCCAUGGACAAUUGGUUUGUUAGAUUCUUUGGAAGAGCUUAUUUUAUCUGGUUGCUCAACAUUUGAAGAUGUGCCUAGGGAUUUGCAAAAAAUGAAAUCAUUAAGAGUGCUUAGCUUAGAUGAAACUGCUAUAUAUGAAUCCAAUUCAUGGUUGUCUUGGCUAUCACUAAAAAGAAGCAAAGAGUUGGGUUUCUUUUGGACAUCUUUGCCCUGUUCUUUGGUAAAGUUGAGUCUUGAAAGUUGCAGACUAUCUGAUGAUGUUAUGCCCACUAAUUUGAGCUACUUACCUUCCUUGAAAUCAUUAAAUUUAAGUAGAAACCCAAUUCAUAGCCUUCCUAAGAGCAUUAUCUGCCUUACAAAGCUUGACGAACUUCUAUUGACUUGUUGCAAUGAGCUUCAAUGGCUUCCAAAGCUUCCAACAAGUGGCUUACCCAUGAUAACAUCUCCAUCGUUGUACAGGAUUACAAGUUUGUCAUGCUUAUUAAAUUUGAAAAGGUGUAUUGUCUUUGGUUGUGAAAAGCUAAUUGAGGUCGAAGGUGUGUUCAAGUUGGAACCAAUUGAAAACUUUGAAAUGGAACAGAUCGAAAGCUUUUUCAAUAUGGACUUGAUUGAAAGCAUUGAAUUACAAAUUUAUAACUAUCUUACGGACACAAAAAUGUUCACUACCACCCAGGUUUUUCAUGAUAGCGGCAUAACUAGUUGUUUUGUCUUCGGAAAUGAGGUUCCAAUCUCGUUUGAGUAUCGCUCUAAAGGGUCCGAAAUUUCUUUUUCUCUACCACAAAAUCUUGGUGGAAAAGUUAGUUGGUUAAACUUAUGCAUAGUCUAUUCUCUUCUUAGUGAUGAGAUAUUUGAGUUUCUACCAUCGGUGCACAUAGUUAAUGAGACCAAGAGGUUAAAGUGGUCUUAUCUCUCAAGUUUCAUUGGAAUUCCUGAGAAAACCAAUAAUAAAACAAUCUUAUGGCUAAUCCACUGGCCAGUAAUGGAUUAUCAGUUGGAAAAUGGUGAUUUGGUGAGCUGCAAAUUCGCAACUUCUGGUUUCAACGUAAGAGAAUUUGGUGUUACAUGUGUAUCAGAAACCAAGAUUACGUAUGAAGAUGACAUUACACAACACUCUCAAGAAAAUGAAGAUAUUUGGAGAGAGAUUGAGUUGAAAGUAAAUGAAGAGUUACUCAAAUUGAGCUCCAGUGGAAAUUUCAAAGUGCAAAUUUACAAUGAUUUAGAGGAAUCAAAAAUGAUUGCUUCCCCUAAGGUGUUUUAUGAUUGUGGGAUAAUUAGUGUAUAUGAUAUUUACGGCCCUCCGGAGGAUAGGUACAAUUAUCAUGCUCAUCCUGCUAUCGGGAAUAAGAUUUCAUUUGUAGUGGCCCAAAGCCCUGGUCAACAUAUUGGCUAUCUAAACUUGGUGGCCAUUCUUUUUUCUGAAAAUAAUGAAAUAUUUGAUUUUUUAUCUCGUAUUGAGAUUGUCAAUGAGACCAAAGAUACAAAGUGGAUCCAUUAUAAACGUUUCAUUGGAAUUCCUGAAAUCAAGAAUAACAUCUGUUGGUUUAGUUCUUGGAGAUUUAUGGGUGAAUUGGAAGAUGGUGAUCAAGUAAGUUGUACAGUAUUUUCUGAUUUCUGUAUAAAAGAAUUUAUCAUUGAUAUCAUAUAUGAACCGGAUGAUAAUCUUCUGCAUAAAUGCAACUCUGGUUAUCAACAUUUGCGAGGUAAAACUAUAAGUUUUUGUUGGCUUUUUCCACUUUUUAUAUAUCACUUGUUCAAGUCCCAAAGGACUCUUUAUAGGAUUAAGAGUUUAGACAAAUUAGAGUAACUAUAUGUAAUCUUGUUGUAAUUAAACGA